AUGCCUCCUCGUCGCCGUGCCCCCGCACAGUCCACUCUCGCCUUCGGUGCCCAGUCCCGGAUCACAAAGCCCUCAAAAAGCGCCACUACGAUAGAUAAGGGAAAAGAUAUUGACUCCCCGUUGACUCAAAAAACCGAAGAAUCGAUCUCCAAUACUCCCGAGCCUCAACAUGUGGUGGCCACCGAGCACUCCGCCCCCGCUGUGGCUGAGCUGGUCAUGCGCCAACAGACGACGACGGAUCGCAGGCCUUCACAAACACCAGAGGAGAAACAAGCGUUGAGGCUCACCUUGAAGGAUCUGAAUAAAUGGUGGAACCAGAAAGAAGGAAAGCCAAAGCCGGUGAAGGUUCAUGAGAGUGGCUUGAAGCUGGAGGAAAAGAUUCUUCGUAACUUCGACCUCACAGGUCAUUAUGGGCCAUGCAUCGGGAUGAGUCGACUACAACGGUGGCACCGGGCGCAACGAAUGGGUCUUAAUCCUCCCAUUGAGGUUCUGGCAGUGUUACUGAAUGGUAAUGAGACCAGCGAACGAUCGCAUAUGGAGGAGCUGGUUGACUGA
Messenger RNA from Penicillium malachiteum, 555 nucleotides. RefSeq names its product putative DNA polymerase delta subunit 4. Gene Ontology annotation, biological process: DNA synthesis involved in DNA repair; DNA-templated DNA replication. NCBI's taxonomy places the organism in Eukaryota, Fungi, Ascomycota, Eurotiomycetes, Eurotiales, Aspergillaceae. The record is from RefSeq and is a predicted model, not a curated record. Gene Ontology annotation, molecular function: DNA-directed DNA polymerase activity. The transcript has 3 exons. Bases 1 to 555 code for a protein of 184 amino acids. Gene Ontology annotation, cellular component: delta DNA polymerase complex.